Molecule: messenger RNA, 3189 nt
Organism: Kluyveromyces lactis
Lineage: Eukaryota; Fungi; Ascomycota; Saccharomycetes; Saccharomycetales; Saccharomycetaceae
Gene: ISW2
Product: DNA translocase
Exons: 1
Coding region: 1-3189 (1062 amino acids)
Biological process (GO): regulation of transcription by RNA polymerase II; nucleosome organization
Cellular component (GO): nucleus; chromatin
Molecular function (GO): ATP hydrolysis activity; ATP binding; ATP-dependent chromatin remodeler activity
Source: RefSeq, a predicted model, not a curated record
AUGGAGAAUCCUGUUAGCAAUAAUCAACAUGAUGAGAAGUACUGGUCCGAAAGAAGAUCUAAGUUCUUACUUGAUGUUGAUCCGAAAAUAGCUAAACAAAGGAAUAAAGAAGACACUUAUAUUCGCUUCAAGCACCUUUUGCAAAUUACUGAUCUUUUCAGACACUUUAUUGGGAUCAGAGCCAAAUAUGAUAAAAACAUGCAAAAAUUACUGAAGACCAUAGAUGCUGAAAACAAAGUUGCUGGAACGUUGAAAGAGCCAGCCGGUCAUCUCGCUAGGGCUCCAAGGCACUAUAGAAAGACAGAACAAGAAGAAGAUGCUGAAUUGAUGGAGGAUGAGGAAGUUGAGUUAGAAGAGGAUACAACAAUUUUGACACAAUCACCGAGUUUCAUAAAGGAAGGGAAAUUAAGAGAUUAUCAAGUUUACGGUCUGAAUUGGUUGAUUUCUCUACAUGAAAGCAAGCUUUCUGGGAUUUUGGCUGAUGAAAUGGGACUUGGUAAAACGUUGCAAUCAAUAUCGUUCCUAGGUUAUCUUCGGUAUAUUAAAGGUAUCGAGGGGCCAUAUAUUGUGAUUGUACCUAAAUCCACACUAGAUAACUGGCAAAGAGAGUUUGCCAAAUGGACUCCUGAAGUCAAAACAGUCAUUCUUCAAGGUGACAAGGAUUUCAGAAAAGAACUCAUUGAAACUAAGAUUUUAACAUGUAACUUUGACGUGCUAAUUACCUCUUAUGAGAUGGUAUUGAAAGAGAAGUUAACACUUAAAAGAUUUGCAUGGGAAUAUAUUCUAAUCGACGAAGCUCAUCGAAUUAAGAAUGAACAGAGCGCCUUGUCACAGGUGAUAAGACUGUUUUACUCCAAAAAUCGUCUCUUAAUCACUGGUACACCUCUACAGAACAAUUUGCAUGAACUUUGGGCUCUUUUGAAUUUCUUACUACCUGAUGUCUUUGGUGACUCAGAAGUAUUUGAUGAAUGGUUCCAACAAAACGGAAAGGAAGAAGAUCAAGAGGUUGUUGUUCAGCAACUUCAUUCGGUUUUACAACCUUUUUUACUUAGAAGAGUGAAAUCUGAGGUCGAAAAAUCAUUACUUCCGAAGAAAGAGAUUAAUCUAUACGUAGGGAUGACGGACAUGCAAAUAGAAUGGUACAAAUCACUAUUGGAGAAAGACAUCGAUGCCGUAAAUGGAGCCGUCGGUAAGCGAGAAGGUAAAACAAGAUUAUUAAAUAUUGUUAUGCAGUUGAGAAAGUGUUGCAAUCAUCCAUACCUUUUCGAAGGAGCAGAACCUGGCCCUCCUUAUACUACAGAUGAACAUUUAGUCUUCAAUUCGGGAAAAAUGAUUGUACUUGAUAAAUUGCUAAAAAAGAAAAAGGAACAAGGCUCGAGAGUCCUUAUAUUUUCACAAAUGUCACGGUUGCUAGAUAUUUUAGAAGAUUACUGUUAUUUCAGGGGAUAUGAAUACUGCAGAAUUGAUGGCUCAACUUCGCAUGAUGAAAGAGUUGAAGCUAUUGAUGAGUAUAAUAAACCAAAUUCGGAAAAAUUUAUUUUUUUACUUACUACUCGUGCUGGAGGAUUGGGUAUUAACUUAGUGACAGCCGAUACUGUUGUACUCUAUGAUUCCGAUUGGAAUCCACAGGCCGAUUUACAAGCCAUGGAUCGUGCUCAUAGGAUUGGUCAAAAAAAACAGGUGUUUGUGUAUAGAUUCGUCACCGAAAAUGCAAUUGAAGAGAAAGUGAUAGAGAGGGCUGCUCAAAAACUUAGAUUAGACCAGUUGGUAAUUCAGCAGGGUACAGGAAAGAAGACUUCGGCGCUGACGAACAACAAAGAUGACCUAAUUGAUAUGAUACAAUUUGGAGCAAGAGAUAUGCUUCAGCAUGGCUCUGGUAAUAUAACUGUUGAUGAAGACAUUGAUGAAAUUUUGAAAAAGGGUGAGAGAAAGACAUUGGAACUUAAUGCAAAAUAUGAAUCUCUUGGUCUCGAUGACCUACAAAAGUUCAAUGGUAUGGCUGAUCAAUCCGCUUACGAAUGGAAUGGAACAAAUUUUGAGAAGAAGAAGCCAGAUGAUCAUACUGUUGAUUGGAUCAAUCCGCCUAAAAGAGAGCGUAGACGAGAACAGCCUCUGUAUUCAGUGGAUGAUUAUUAUAGAGAAGUUAUAGGUAAUGGAAAGAGCAAACCUUCAGGAAGCAACACCCCAGCUCUGAAAUUACCAAAACAACCUAAAGUUAUUCGUAUGACUUAUUAUCAGUUUGCACAUCCAGAAUUUGUCCGGCUACAGGAGCUAGAACAACUUUGGUAUAAGAAAAGUGUCGGAUACAAAAUCACCGCAUAUGAUGUUAAAGAACACGCAGAUGAAAGUGAGGGUGACGAUGAUGACGAAGAGGAUUCCAGAUCGGACGGAGAAUCAGAUGAUACUAACAAUGCACAAAAACAAGAAGAUGAUAUUGACGCUAAGAUUGCUGAAGAGCAAGCAAAAAUUGACGCUGCUGAAGAAUUCACUGAUGAAAAUUUGGAACAAAAGCAAAGAUUCCUGGAAGAAUCUUUCUAUAAUUGGAAUAAACGUGAAUUUUUAGCCUUCAUCAGUGCAUGCAUAAAAUUUGGUAGAGACAAUUAUGUUUCAAUAUCCAAAGCAAUUCAUACGAAAACGCCAGAGGAAGUUCAGAGGUACUCUGAAACGUUUUGGAAACGCUACAAGGAAGUCCAAGGAUGGGAGAAGUAUGUCGCAAACAUCGAAGCUGGUGAAAAGAAGACUGAAAAGCUAAAGAUACAGGAAACAAUUUUGAAGCAGAAGCUUCAGCAAUAUCAGUAUCCCUUAGUAGAAUUGAAAAUAUUAUAUCCUCCCAACAAUACCAGAAGAACUUACAAUUCAUUAGAAGAUAUAUUUUUACUCGUUACUGUCGGUAACUUGGGUUUGUUUGCCAGUAAUCUAUAUGAAAGAGUCAAGCAGGAAAUACUGAAAAGUCCAUUGUUCAUAUUUUCUUGGUUUAUUAAAACAAGGACACCUUUGGAUAUUUCUAAGAGAAUAGCCACUCUAUUAACACUUGUGCAACGUGAACAUGAAGGGGUAGAACACAAAAGAAAACGUAAAACCGUUACUUCUGCUGACGACCAACCAAAUGAUAGUCACAACCUUAACGCUAACGUGGUGUCUUCACCACCCUCAAAAAGAAUACAUACUGAUAAGCAGUUUAUAGAUUAG